AUGUCAGCAAGUGCGGUUUACGUGUUAGACCUCAAAGGCAAGGUAAGAGGACAGGACAUAUCUGGGUUAGCUAACGUUAGCUAGCAAUCUAAAUAAAAUAUGUUUCACAUAAAAAAAUGUCGCUACUAAUGCAUCGCACAAUUUGAUGAAGAAAUUACAAGAUAAAGCUAGCUACUUUACGUUCUAAGAAAAAUAUAGAGUAUUGAAUUUGAGAGCUUGAUGUUGACACGGGAAAGUAGUGAUGGGAAACCGAGGCUUUCUGAAGCCUUAGGGGCUUUCACCAAAUUGUGCCGAAAAAAGGUUCAUUACUCGGAGUUUUGAACACAAUUGACAUUAGUGAUGAUCGUCGGUGCCAGGCGCGCCGGUUCGAGUAUGAAAAAAAAAAGUAUUAAAAUGUAUGCACUCACUACUGUAAAUCGCUCUGGAUGAGAGCGUCUGCUAAAUGUCUAAAAUGUAAAUUAUAUCUGUUGGUCAGCAAUGAAAAGUAGCGUGUGAUGUUUUAUAUAUACGUUUUUUCCACACUAUUCAUCAAAUUUCAAUGGCGCAGCGGUUAGUCGCUAGUCUUCGUAGUAGGCAGUGACCAUUGCAUUGCAGAUUAGCAAUUUAUAUCAUGCUUCCCUUUUUUUGCUGUCAGAAACGGAAUCUAUGGCAUUAUGUAAGAUCCUUAAGACAGAAGCUUAUACUUUACUCACUAAAACUAAAUGUUUAAAGCUGCAAUAUGUUGGUUUUUGGAAGACCAACCAAAUUCGCAUAGAAAAGUCUUAUAGAUCUGUCAUUCUCAUUGAAAGCAAGUAAGACGAGGUAGAUCUGUUCUAUGUGUGCUAUUUCUAUGCUCCCCAGUCUUAAGUUUCGUUUAUGCUUUUUUUUUAACUUUCGGUUUUGUACCCCAGCUUCAAACAGCUGAAAAUACAAUAUUUUUGAUUAUGGAAAAUAUAUUUCACAGCGGUUUAGAUGGUAAAAUAUAUGGAAAAUGUAUGCACUCACUAACUGUAAGUCGCUCUGGAUAAGAGCGUCUGCUAAAUGACUAAAAUGUACAAUGAUUCUCUACACUAUACUUGCCUGUUUUGUCACAAAAACUAAAAUUAGGUGACCUAUUAGAAUUUUUACAACCAGGAAGUAGCGGAGCAAUUUCUGCAUUGGGCAUUUUUAAGUAACAAUGUGCAGAAACUGUGGUGUCACAUAAAACGAUUCAAAAAAUAAUAUGCCUUCGCCCCCAUUCCCUGUCAUCUGAGUGUUCUGGUCCCCGAGACCCUGUGACUCUACCUGCUGAGCUAUCGUUCAGCUGACGCUACAUGAAAAAAUCCUAACUAUAUACAGUACCAGUCAAAACUUUGAACACACCUACUCAUUCCAGGGUUUUUCUUUAUUUUUACUAUUUUCUACAUUGUAGAAUAAUAGUGAAGACAUCAAAACGAUGAAAUAACACAUGGAAUCAUGUAGUAACCCAAAAAGUGUUAAACAAAAAUAUAUUUUAUAUUUGAGAUUCUUCAAAUAGCAACCCCUUUGCCUUAAGACAGCUUUGCACACUCUUGGCAUUCUCUCAACCAGCUUCAUGAGGUGGUCACCUGGAAUGCAUUUCAAUUAACAGGUGUGCCUUGUUAAAAGUUAAUUUGUGGAAUUUAUUUCCUUCUUAAUGCGUUUGAGCCAAUCAGUUGUGUUGUGACAAGGUAGGGUUGGUAUACAGAUGCUAGCCCUAAUUGGUAAAAGAACAAGUUCAUAUUAUGGCAAGAACAGCUCAAAUAAGCAAAGAGAAACGACAGUCCAUCAUUACGUUAAGACAUGAAGGUCAGUCAAUACGGAAAAUGUCAAGAACUUUGAAGGUUUCUUCAAGUGCAGUCACAAAAACCACUGGCUCCCAUGAGGACCACCACAGGAAUGGAAGACCCAGAGUUACCUCUGCUGCAGAGGAUAAGUUCAUUAGAGUUACCAGCCUCAGAAAUUCCAGCCAAAAUAAAUGCUUCAGACGUCAGGUAACAGACACAUCUCAACACCAAGUGUUCAGAGGAGACUGCGUGAUUCAGGCCUUCAAGGUCAAAUUGCUGCAAAGAAACCACUACUAAAGGACACCAAUAAUAAGAAGAGACUUGCUUGGGCCAAGAAACACGAGCAAUGGACAUUAGACUGGUGGAAAUCUGUCCUUUGGUCUAAUGAGUCCAAAUUUGAGAUUUUUGGUUCCAAGUUUCUUGGCCCAACUGGUAGAGCACGGCGCUUGUAACGCCAAGGUAGUGGGUUCGAUCCCCGGGACCACCCAUACACAAAAAUGUAUGCACGCAUGACUGUAAGUCGCUUUGGAUAAAAGCGUCUGCUAAAUGGCAUAUUAUUAUUAUUAUAUUAUUAAGUAGGUGAACGGAUGAUCUCUGCAUGUGUGGUUCCCACUGUGAAGCAUGGAGGAGGAGGUGCGAUGAUGUGGGGGUGCUUUGCUGGUGACACUGUCAGUGAUUUAUUUAGAAUUCAAGGCACACUUAACCAGCAUGGCUACCACAGUAUUCUGCAGCAAUACGCCAUCCCAUCUGGUUUGCGCUUAGUGGGACUAUCAUUUGUUUUUCAACAGGACAAUGACCCAACACACUUCCAGGCUGUGUAAGGGCUAUUUUACCAAGAAGGAGAGUGAUGGAGUGCUGCAUCAGAUGACCUGGCCUCCACAAUCCCCCGACCUCAACCCAAUUGAGAUGGUUUGGGAUGAGUUGGACCGCAGAGUGAAGGAAAAGCAGCCAACAAGUUCUCAGCAUAUGUGGGAACUCCUUCAAGACUGUUGGAAAAGCAUUCCAGGUGAAGCUGGUUGAGAGAAUGCCAAGAGUGUGCAAAGCUGUCAUGAAGGCAAAGGGUGGCUAUUUGAAGAAUUUCAAAUCUCGAAUAUAUUUUGAUUUGUUUAACACUUUGUUGGUUACUACAUGAUUCCAUAUGUGUUAUUUCAUAGUUUUGAUGUCUUCACUAUUAGUAUACAAUGUAGAAAAUAGUAUAAAUAAAGAAAAACCCUUGAAUUAUUAGGUGUGUCCAAACCUUUGACUGGUACUGUACAUAGUAAGUAUGGUGUCCAGUAGAGAUCCGUGUUUGAAAGCAGCUUGGAUCAGUGGGAUCUCGCCGUUUGGAACACACGUUUGAAAAACCACGUAAUCAACGAAGCUUCGGACGUCAUUGAUCACGUGAUAAUGUUCAUUUUCAAACGAGCAUCGGUACAUUGUGUCGGAUCAGUAGUGCUUUGAAAACUGCAGGAAAGUAACGUUACUUAGCUAGCUAGCUACCCCACCAGCUGGACUGGUUUUGGAUGGACUGGUUCAAUGGAUCACGUGAUGCAUUAAGGACAAAUUCUACAUGAUGAUGAUUAUGAUAAUGGUGGUGGUCUUAUGAACAGUAGGCUGUAUUACAACAUUUACAUUUUAGUCAUUUUAGCAGACGCUCUUAUCCAGAGCGACUUACAGUUAGCGCAUACAUUAUUUUAUCGAACCCACAACCCUGGCGUUGCAAACGCCAUGCUCUACCAACUGAGCUACAUCCCUGCCGUCCAUUCCCUCCCCUACCCUGGACGACGCUGGGCCAAAUGUGCGCCGCCCCAUGGGUCUCCCGGUCGCGGCCGGCUACAAGCCUGACGAGAGCCAUUACUUUCCAUGGUUGUCAUCAUGAUCACCAACAGUUUCCCCCAUCCAAAGGCCUGUUUGAGGAUGCGAACAUACACUCAGUGGCCAGUUUAUUAGGUACACACAUCUAGUACCGGGUCGGACCCCCCUUUGCCUCCAGAACAGCCGGAAUUCUUCGGGACAUGGAAACGUUGCUCAAUUGGUAUCACGGCACCUAACUUGUGCCAGAAAAACAUUCCCCAAACCAUUACACCACCGUGAUCAGCAUGUACCGUUGAGACCGCCAGGAUGAGGCCAUGGACUCAUGCUGCUUACGCCAAAUCCUGACUCUGCCAUCAGCAUGACGCAACAGGAACUGGAAUUCGUUGGGCCACUCCUCAAUUGUCCAAUGUUUGUGAUCGCGUGCACACUGGAGUCGCUUUUUCUUGUUUUUGCUGAUAGGAGUGGAACCCGGUAUGGUCCUCUGCUGCAAUAGCCCAUCCGUGACAAGGACCGGCGAGUUGUGCCUUCCGAGAUGCCGUUCUGCACACUACUGUUGUACUGCGCCUGUUUGUGGGCCGCCUGUUAGCUUGCAAGCGUCUUGCCAUUCUCCUUCAACCUCUCGUCAAUUAGCUGUUUUCACCCACAGGACUGCUGAUGACUGGAUGUUUUUUGAUUGUUGCACCAUUCUCAGUAAACUAUAGACACUGUUGCGCGUGAAAAGAUACUGGAACUGGCGCGCCUGGCACCGACGAUCAUACCACGCUCAGUCACUUAGGUCACUCGCUUUGCCCAUUCUAACGUUCAAUCGAACAGUAACUGAAUGCCUCGAUGCCUGCUUUUUAUAGCAAGCCACGGCCACGUGACUCACUGUACAUAGGAGCUAACUAUUUGAACAGGGUAGUGUGCCUAAUAAACUGGCCACUGAGUGUAUGUUAAGGCUCAAAUGCAUAGUCCAGUUAUGAUGAGCCAUGUAGAUUUUUGUGUUCCAUAUCAAGGACACUUGAAGAUAUGAAUACAUUGCCAGUGAUGCCAGUUCAGGAUGUCGUCAGGAGACACAGGCCAUGUAGAUGUCCUAACAUGGAGGAUAGAGAAGGGGAGAGUAAGUUCCUGUUGAUUUGUUUCACCUUUUCAGGUUCUGGUCUGCCGUAACUACAGAGGAGAUGUGGACAUGUCAGAGAUUGAGCACUUUAUGCCCAUCCUCAUGGACAGAGAGGAAGAGGGCAAUUUAUCCCCUAUCCUGGCCCACGGAGGGGUCCGCUUCAUGUGGAUCAAACACAACAACCUGUACCGUAUCCUUACUGCCACUCACUCAGCCUCUCACAAAUGUGUUUACAACUACUGCUUCAGUAUUCCUUUGCCUUUCCAAUAUUAGAGCCCCCAAUACGAAUGGGGAAAUUGUACUUAUCUUGCUCUGGGUAAAAGGGAGAGUGAUGAUUGCUUAGGUCAAAUAUACUACUACUCCCUGAGAGCUCACACAAUGGAUAGGAUCACUUCCUGCAAAUUCCACUUUCAGUUCAUUCUCAAACUGACCACUUUUUUCAGGUAGAUAGAAUUCAGCUCAUGUUUGUUUUACUUAUCAGCCCCACAUCAACUUCACCUUAACAUAUUUUCAAUCAGUUGUAGCAACGUCUAAGAAAAAUGCUUGUGUCUCAUUGGUCUUCUCUUUCCUCUACAAAAUUAUUCAGGUGAGUUGCAUAUUUUGUCUAUUUUAUGGUCUAAAAUGGUGUCCAGUAGAGUGUUGACUAUGGAGGGUGAUGAAAAUCGUAGUCUUAUUUGUCCAAUUAUUACCCAUAGGUUAUUAUUACAGAUGAUUAACUGGUAAGAAAUGUGUUAUAGCUAGUCUUUGAAUUAUAUGAAGCACUGCUACCAACUUCAUGAGAAAAUGCAGCGGGGUAACUUUACUCAAGUCUUUUGUCUCUUCAGGUUUUCUCAGAGUAUUUUAAGGAGUUGGAAGAGGAGAGUAUCAGAGAUAACUUUGUCAUAAUCUAUGAGUUGAUGGAUGAGCUGAUGGACUUUGGCUACCCCCAGACUACUGACAGCAAGAUCCUUCAAGAGUGAAUAUCCUAUCCAGCCCUUAAUCAGUCUACAAAACUCUGUACAAACCUAUGUUUAGCUUCCAUUAAACAUUUUCAAAUUCCUCCAAGUUAAAGAUAAGAUACGUAGUGAUCUACAGUACUGUAUGUACCGUAUAUCUUGAAUUUCACCCAAACACCCAGUAUGGCUGCAGACAGACAGUCUCUCUCACUGUUGUCCUAUCCUCUCAACCUGUCCGUCUCUGUUGGUUUGUAGGUACAUCACCCAAGAGGGGCACAAGCUGGACACGGGGGGCCCGCGUCCCCCUGCCACCGUCACCAACGCCGUGUCCUGGAGGUCAGAGGGCAUCAAGUACAGGAAGAACGAAGUCUUCCUGGACGUCAUCGAGUCUGUUAAUCUUCUGGUGAGGCGCCUUGUCACGUCGUGUUCUAACACUCCCCUCUCUCUAAUACAGUCGUGGCUUGCAAUGUUUAUUUUUGUUUAUGACAAAAUGAUUCAGUGUUUUAUUGAGAUACUGUCAACCAUUUGAACUUAGACACAUUUCUGCAAUUGUUGUAAAAGGUCUGAUACUUCUCCCCCUUUUCUCUCGUAUGUGCAGGUCAGUGCGAAUGGUAACGUGCUGCGCAGUGAGAUCGUGGGCUCCAUCAAGAUGCGUGUGUUCCUGUCAGGGAUGCCUGAGCUGCGUCUGGGGCUCAACGACAAAGUUCUCUUUGAGAACACUGGCCGUGAGUUCCUCUGCACUGUUUGUCACUGUGGAUGGGUUACAGUUCAGUUAAAAGACAAAUGCAUGUAGAUUUCAAAGCUGUUUCUGUGUGUAUUUUCAGCCCUGACUUUAUACACUUAGCCUUUUGCUCACAAUUUCCCAUAGACAUCAUUGCAUGAUUUGCAAGAAAGUUGGAGUUGUGUGCACACAUAUCCCAAGUCAGGAUUCAGCUCUUACCUCUAAUCUAUUUCAAUUACAAACAUAGCUUUAAUUUUUCUCAUAACUGUACUUGUACCAAGUCCAAUCCUCUCAUGCCCUCUCCAACUCUCCAUCUUUCUCUGUUGCUGUGCUCAUCACAGGAGGGAAGAGUAAAUCAGUGGAGCUGGAGGACACAAAGUUCCACCAGUGUGUGCGUCUGUCCCGCUUUGAGAAUGACCGCACCAUCUCUUUCAUUCCUCCUGACGGAGAGUUUGAGCUCAUGUCCUACCGCCUCAACACACACGUAUGUACUGUAUCAGAGAAAGGCCAGUUUAAUUGUAUAAGAUGGGCUUGUCAUUAUAGUUCGGUUUUCCGGACAAAGAUUAAGUAUAGUCUUAGACUAAUAAUGGCGAUUUUCCAUUGAAAUGCCUUCAAACCUAUGUUUAAUGGAUAUUCUCCAUGGAAAGGGCUUUAAUAAAUAUUGCUGCGAGCAGCAAUGAACAGGAUUCACAGGAUGACAGAAAGGACACAUGAUCAGUUGGAUAGCAAGCACUCUAUCAUGUUUAUGUGCAAUCAGUGAAAGCACUAUCUCCCUUCAUGUGCAAUCUUCCUUUAUGUGCAGUCAGUGAUAGCAUUACCAUGUUGAUUUAAAUCUGUUGGUACACACCACAUUAGCGUUCCAAAAUACUUCAAUACACUCUCACGACUGUAAUACGCUGACUGCGCAAGUGGCAUGACUUCCGGUUUCUCAUUUUACAGAAUAAAAUAUCCACUUUUCACUACGUUCAGACCACAUAAUAGGACAACAGUGUGAUUAUACAGAUAUACUACUCACAAUAUUUAACAUUGUUUGUCUGCAUCAUUUAAAUCUAACAUUCAUUUGCAUGAGACAAAGUCCACUUGAUCUACAGUUAUUGCUCUAGGAUCCUAUGGUGCCACUGGUGCCAAUGACAUCUGUAGUGCCACCAACUGGUCUGGUGCAACCAUCUAAGGUUGCAGUGACUUUAUAUUCACACAGCUUCUUAUAUUCACACAGACAUAUACAUAAGGUUUACAUUCCAAAUGUAAUUGCCCCAUGUUCAUCGGUUCAGUUCUAGUAGCCAGGGUUUGCCCAUGAUUGAAUCAUCUACAGGGCUUGACAUUAACUUUUUUUGGCACUUGUCCUUUGGACAAGUAGGACAGAUAUUUUUUUGGUACUUGUCUGAAAGCUAGAGUCUGUAACACCAUGGGCCAAAAAAGAUGACUGAAAAUUGUUGUAUGAUGCAAGGAACCACUGCCAAGAGCUGGGUGAUAUAUAAACUCAGCAAAAAAAGAAACGUCCUCUCACUGUCAACUGUGUUUAUUUUCAGCAAACUUAACGUGUAAAUAUUUGUAUGAACAUAAGAUUCAACAACUGAGACAUAAACUGAACAAGUUCCACAGACAUGUGACUAACAUAAAUGGAAUAAUGUGUCCCUGAACAAAGGGGGGGUCAAAAUCAAAAGUAACAGUCAGUAUCUGGUAUGGCCACCAGCUGCAUUAAGUACUGCAGUGCAUCUCCUCCUCAUGGACUGCACCAGAUUUGCCAGUUCUUGCUGUGAGAAGUUACCCCACUCUUCCACCAAGGCACCUGCAAGUUCCCAGACAUUUCUGGGGUGAAUGGCCCUAGCCCUCACCCUCCGAUCCAACAGGUCCCAGACGUGCUCAAUGGGAUUGAGAUCCGGGCUCUUCGCUGGACAUGGCAGAACACUGACAUUCCUGUCUUGCAGGAAAUCACGCACAGAACGAGCAGUAUAGCUGGUGGCAUUGUCAUGCUGGAGGGUCAUGUCAGGAUGAGCCUGCAGGAAGGGUACCACAUGAGGGAGGAGGAUGUCUUCCCUGUAACGCACAGCAUUGAGAUUGCCUGCGAUGACAACAAGCUCAGUCCGAUGAUGCUGUGACACACCGCCCCAGACCAUGACGGACCCUCCACCUCCAAAUCGAUCCCGCUCCAGAGUACAGGCCUCGGUGUAACGCUCAUUCCUUCGACGAUAAACGCGAAUCCGACCAUCACCCCGGGUGAGACAAAACCGUGACUUGUCAGUGAAGAGCACUUUUUGCCAGUCCUGUCUGGUCCAGCGACGGUGGAUUUGUGCCCAUAGGCGACGUUGUUGCCGGUGAUGUCUGGUGAGGACCUGCCUUACAACAGGCCUACAAGCCCUCAGUCCAGCCUCUCUCAGCGUAUUGCGGACAGUCUGAGCACUGAUGGAGGGAUUGUGCGUUCCUGGUGUAACUCGGGCAGUUGUUGUUGCCAUCCUGUACCUGUCCCGCAGGUGUGAUGUUCGGAUAUACCGAUCCUGUGCAGGUGUUGUUACACGUGGUCUGCCACUGCGAGGAUGAUCAGCUGUCCGUCCUGUCUCCCUGUAGCGCUGUCUUAGGCAUCUCACAGUACGGAUAUUGCAAUUUAUUGCCCUGGCCACAUCUGUAGUCCUCAUGCCUCCUUGCAGCACAUUCACGCAGAUGAGCAGGGACCCUGGGCAUCUUUCUUUUGGUGUUUUUCAGAGUCAGUAGAAAGGCCUCUUUAGUGUCCUAAGUUUUCAUAACUGUGACCUUAAUUGCCUACCGUCUGUAAGCUGUUAGUGUCUUAACGACCGUUCCACAGGUGCAUGUUCAUUAAUUGAUUAUGGUUCAUUGAACAAGCAUGGGAAACAGUGUUUAAACCCUUUACAAUGAAGAUCUGUGAAGUUAUUUGGAUUUUUACAAAUUAUCUUUGAAAGACAGGGUCCUGAAAAAGGGACGUUUCUUUUUUUGCUGAGUUUAGUUAGCUUUUAGCGAGUUGAAAAGCACAGCACGUGCGUCAAGUACGGAAAAUGCGUGCUAGACAUCCGGCUAAAACUAAAUGCAUAUGCAUCUAGUGGACAGUAGAAACAUCGGGCAUGAGUGAGAGAGGGCAACGAAACAGGGACAGGGCAGUUACAGAACAUAGGAUAUGACGUUAAUACAUGCUGCUAAUUUCUAAAUAGUUAAAUACCAAGAUAACUAGCCAGACGAGGGUACACAAAAUGUUUUGAAUUGGCAAUGUAGUUAACAUGAUUUAUUUUAUAGGCUAGCUUACCAGCUGAUGCAAUGUCUCCCCCUCUUCUUGAGCAACCGCUUCCUCAAAUUUUCAUGACCACACAAAUCCUGUUUGCUGACCAUAAAAUCAGUUAUAACUGGGAAAGUAACUCACUAACUAGCAUAGAAUAUUGACAAUUGCACGUGUCUACACACGGCUCUAGAUUUGGAUUCUAACCCGCUGGCUCAUGAAGCCCCCAUGAGCUCCCGAGUCUAGAAGCAGUCUAGCUAACAUGUUAGCUAGAUAGCUAAAUGCUAAUUCUGUUUUACAAGAAAACGGCUGAGAUGACUCAAACACUGUAGCUAGCUAGCAAGACCUCCUCUGCGACAAUGUUAUAGGGGCACGGGAAUGUUAGAUUAGUCUUUUAAUUUUAAGUUAACUGUCAUUGAAGUUGGUGGUUACUACUGGUUUCAGAUGGUGACAAAAACUGUCCGCCAUGUUUGGUGUUUUGGUAAGGGCUCGGCGUAACGUCACUCCCCCAAGCCUCAACCAAUCACCCAAAUGAUAUCAAUGACUUUGCCUCCGGAAAGGAUAUUUAGUGACUGGAUAUACUACAGUGAGGGGAAAAAGUAUUUGAUCCCCUGCUGAUUUUGUACGUUUGCCCACUGACAAAGACAUGAUCAGUCUAUAAUUUGAAUGGUAGGUUUAUUUGAACAGUGAGAGACAGAAUAACAACAAAAAAUCCAGAAAAACGCAUGUCAAAAAUGUUCUAAAUAUAUUUGCAUUUUAAUGAGGGAAAUAAGUAAAACAUGACUUAGUACUUGGUGGCAAAACCCUUGUUGGCAAUCACAGAGGUCAGACGUUUCUUGUAGUUGGCCACCAGGUUUGCACACAUCUCAGGGGGGAUUUUGUUCCACUCCUCUUUGCAGAUCUUCUCCAAGUCAUUAAGGUUUUCAGCUCCCUCCACAGAUUUUCUAUGGGAUUAAGGUCUGGAGACUGGCUAGGCCACUCCAGGACCUUAAUGUGCUUCUUCUUGAGCCACUCCUUUGUUGCCUUGGCCGUGUGUUUUGGGUCAUUGUCAUGCUGGAAUACCCAUCCACGACCCAUUUUCAAUGCCCUGGCUGAGGGAAGGAGGUUCUCACCCAAGAUUUGACGGUACAUGGCCCCGUCCAUCGUCCCUUUGAUGCGGUGAAGUUGUCCUGUCCCCUUAGCAGAAAAACACCCCCAAAGCAUAAUGUUUCCACCUUCAUGUUUGACGGUGGGUAUGGUGUUCUUGGGGUCAUAGGCAGCAUUCUUCCUCCUCCAAACACGGCGAGUUGAGUUGAUGCCAAAGAGCUCGAUUUUGGUCUCAUCUGACUACAACACUUUCACCCAGUUCUCCUCUGAAUCAUUCAGUUGUUCAUUGGCAAACUUCAGACGGCCCUGUAUAUGUGCUUUCUUGAGCAGGGGGAUCUUGCGGGCGCUGCAGGAUUUCAGUCCUUCACGGCGUAGUGUGUUACCAAUUGUUUUCUUGGUGACUAUGGUCCCAGCUGCCUUGAGAUCAUUGACAAGAUCCUCCCGUGUAGUUCUGGGCUGAUUCCUCACCGUUCUCAUGAUCAUUGCAACUCCACGAGGUGAGAUCUUGCAUGGAGCCCCAGGCCGAGGGAGAUUGACAGUUCUUUUGUGUUUCUUCCAUUUGCGAAUAAUCGCAGCAACUCUUCGCACCAAGGUGCUUGGCAAUGGUCUUGUAGCCCAUUCCAGCCUUGUGUAGGUCUACAAUCUUGUCCCUGACAUCCUUGGAGAGCUCUUUGGUCUUGGCCAUGGUGGAGAGUUUGGAAUCUGAUUGAUUGAUUGCUUCUGUGGACAGGUGUCUUUUAUACAGGUAACGAGCUGAGAUUAGGAGCACACUCUUAAAGGGAGUGCUCCUAAUCUCAGCUUGUUACCUGUAUAAAAGACACCUGGGAGCCAGAAAUCUUUCUGAUUGAGAGGGGGUCAAAUACUUAUUUCCCUCAUUAAAAUGCAAAUCAAUUUAUAACAUUUUUGACAUGCGUUUUUCUGGAUUUUUUUGUUAUUCUGUCUCACUGUUCAAAUAAACCUACCAUUAAAAGUAUAGACUGAUCAUUUCUUUGUCAGUGGGCAAACGUACAAAAUCAGCAGUGGAUCAAAUACUUUUUUCCCUCACUGUAUAACCAUACAUCACAGAGCAAUGAGCCAGAUAUUUCACUGGAUAUAUAAAUGUGAAGCAUCCUGGUUGGCGUUUCCACUCAAUACCAAAUAUGGUGAUGAGAGGAAGCCCAGUGGCCGGCAGUUGGAGAAGCGAAAUGGAUUUUGGCAAACAUUCUGCAAAUUCUUUUCAUUGAUUUAAACAUUUCAUCUCCAUAGAGUAUUCUGUUUCCAAAACUAGAAUCUGUAACAAACAGUGGACUGCGUUUUGUAGACUUUACCCUUUGCCAAAGUUUCACAAUUUUUCAUUGUUUAUGAGUGCAAGGGCGAAUUGAGUUAUUGCACACUUCACAGAGUAGGCAUUCCCUAAUGGAAAUAUGCAAAUAAAUGCUAGAACGUGCCAAUAGGAUCUCACUAGCUCGUGUUGGCUCUGCCCACCUCCUUGCUUGUUCUUGGCUCUGCCCACUAUAAUUAAUUUGCUCCCGUUGGAAACAACAGGCUUUGGUCUAUCUUGGGUUAGUUAUAAAAAUCUCCCAACAAUGUAUGUCAAGAUAAAAAACUAACAAAAAAAAGGUUCCUUAUUAUUUAAGAUAUCAAUGCCAAACCUAACAUGGUUCAUCAUGGUAAUGUAUUCGAUAAAGUUAAGUUGAUAGGCCAUUGUGAAGUGGAUUUACCAAGGAUUUAAAUGGACACGUAAAAUCUGAUUUCCUGAUUUAACAAUAACUCAGCCAUCUCUUAACCAAUCCCGUAGCUCUUCUCAAACUAAGUUAAGCGAUGUACCAUGGGCAUGCAUACCAGUGUUAUUUGGAUGGAAGAAAAUCUAUCCUGAUGGACCUUAUGGGCCCUUGAGGCAAAAUUGUUUCAGCAUAAGAAAAGACACCUACAUACAAAGUUUCAAGUCUCUAGGUCAAUGAGGAUAGUGGAUAUGAGGGUUUAAGUGAGAUUGCUUAUAACGGCGCCACCUAUAGGCCAAUCGGUGCCAUUCUUUUUGACCAAGUUACUCAUGGCCUCUAGUUUCUGUGUGCCAAAUUAGAUUUUUUUCAUGCUUGAGUUAUUUGACCAUCUAAGAAUAACCCCUCAUAAUAACUUUAUUUUUAUAGUGCUUUUCAAUACAAGUAACAGUGCUUCACAUCAUAAAAUACAAGUAUUAACAAAGACUAGAGGAAGGAGAAUGAAAAAAGAUAGCUAAUUAAACUCAUACAUUGAAAUCAUACAUUAAAAGCAUCUUUAUAAAAGUGUGUCUUCAGCAGGGAUUUUAAGCUAGUUUUUUGGUCAACCCAACCAAAUUCACAUAGAAAUGUGAGUUAGAUCUUUCAUUCCCGAGUGGCGCAGUGGUCUAAGGCACUGCAUCUCAGUGUUUGAGGCGUCACUACAGACCCCCUGGUUCGAUUCCAGGCUGUAUCACAACCGGCCGUGAUUGGGAGUCCCAUAGGGCGGCGCACAAUUGGCCCAGCGUUGUCCGGGUUUGGCCGGUGUAGGCCGUCAUUGUAAAUAAGAAUUUGUUCUUAACUGACUUGCCUAGUUAAAUAAAGGUAAAAUAAAAAAUUUAGUCCCGUUGAAAGCAAGUCUACAAAGCGGUAGGUAUUUUCUAUGUGUGCUAUUUCUAUGCUUCCCAUUCUGAAGUUUUGGUUUUGCAUCUUUUACUUUUGGGUUUGUACACCAACUUCAAACGCAACAUGUAAAGUGUUGGUCCCAUGUUUCAUGAUCUGAUUGAUAUAAAAGAUCCCAGAAAUGUUCCAUACGCAAAAAAAAUAUUUCUCAAAUUGUGCACCAUUUUUUUUAUAUACCUGUUAGUGAGCAUUUCUCCUUUGCCAAGAUAAUCCAUCCACCUGACAGGUGUGGCAUAUCAAGAAGCUGGUUAAACAGCAUGAUCAUUGCACAGGUGCACCUUGGGCUGGGGACAAUAAAAGGCCACUCUAUAAUGUGCGGUUUUGUCACGCAACACAAUGCCACAGAUGUCUCAAGUUUUGAGAGAACGUGCAAUUGGCAUGCUGACUGCAGGAAUGUCCACCAGAGCUGUUGCCAGAGAAUUGAAUGUUCAUUUCUCUACCAUAAGCCGCCUCCAACGUUGUUUUAGAGAAUUUGGCAGUACGUCCAACCGGCCUCACAACCACAGACCAUGUGUAUGGCAUCGUGUGGGUGAGCGGUUUGCCGACGUCAACGUUAUGAAUAGAGUGCCCCAUGGUGGCGAUGGGGUUAUGGUAUGGGCAGGCAUAAGCUACGGACAACAAAUACAAUUGCAUUUUAUUGAUGGCAAUUUGAAUGCACAAAACUACAGUGACGAGAAACUGAGGCCCAUUUUUUUUUUUUUACAGAUGCAUAUCUGUUUUCCCAGUCAUGUAAAAUCCAUAGAUUAGGGCCUAAUGAAUUUAUUUCAAUUGACUGAUUUCCACAUAUGAACUGUAACUCAGUAAAAUCAAUUAAAUUGUUGCAUGUUGCGUUUAUUUUUGUUUACUAUACAAUAUUUUUAGUUAUGGAAAAUGUAUUUCACAGUGGUUUAGAUGGUACAAUGAUUCUCUACACAAUGACUGCUUGUUUUUUCACAAACUAAAAUUAGGCGUACUAUUAUAAUUUUAGCAACCAGGAAAUGGCGGCGUAAUUUCGGCAUAUUGCACCUUUAAAGAGUCUCUGAAUCUGCAAGCCCAUGUUGUUUAUGGAUAUUCUCCAUUCAAAGGGCUUCAAACCCCUGUUUAAUGGAGAUUAUCCAUUGAAAUGUCUUCUCAGUCCAAGACUAAGCUUUAUAUCUGUCCGGGAAACCGCCCUUUUGGGAUGCGCAUGCCAUUAGAAGUGUUCAAGUAAAAGUUGAAAUCCUUACUUGGUGAAACUGCCACAUCCAUUUUGCGAUUAUUACAACAACAAAGAAGUUACUUCGAACAACGAAUACAGUUUUCUUCCCUCGGACAUCAUUGCAUAUCAUCGCAUGCGCGAUAGAACAGCAGAGUAUGUACUUUUUUUUUGCUACGAUGCUGGAUGCUCCUCUCAUCCGUUUCAUCAACUAAAACAAUAAUAAAUGCGCUGGUGUAAACAGUGGCACUGUUUCAUCUUAUGUAGAUUGCAGCUUUACGGUAUUAGUAAAAUUUUUUAUGCAUAUGAGAUUGUGACAUCAUGACAUGCAUGUAUGAGAAAGACGUGUCAAAGCAGAAAUUACACUUUUGUUGUAUUGAUGAGGAGUUGUUUUUUUAAGCCUUUGAAAUGUGUUGUCCCCAGGUGAAGCCCCUGAUCUGGAUAGAGUCUGUGAUAGAGAAACACUCCCACAGCAGGAUCGAGUACAUGAUCAAGGUAAACACCAGCCCUGUAACGUUACCCAGCAGCUAAGAUAACAGUAUGCUUUGGUAUCAAAUCAAUAGUUAACCACGAAGCUAUCAUAAACACUAUAAGCAUGAUCUUCUGAAAUACAAUAUAUUGAUCUCUCACUCACUCACUCACUCACUCACUCAGGCUAAAAGUCAGUUCAAGAGGCGGUCCACGGCCAACAACGUGGAGAUCCACAUUCCAGUUCCCACAGACGCCGACUCGCCCAAGUUCAAGACCACGGUGGGCAGUGUCAAGUGGAUCCCAGAGAACAGCGAGGUCGUCUGGUCCAUUAAGUCAUUCCCGGUGAGUACAACAACACACUGGACUGCAUGCUACAGUAAACCAUAGUUCUCAAAGUGGGGUUCUUUAAGUGAUUGAACAUCAUAACCAGAAAUAAAGAUCUCAAGUGUCACUUCAACUAACCUGGAUCAUUUUAUGUAAAAAGAAACAACACCACAAUCCUAACUCUUGCUCUGUUUCAUCUUGUCCCAGGGGGGUAAGGAGUAUCUGAUGAGAGCCCACUUCGGUCUGCCCAGUGUGGAAGCAGAGGACAAGGAGGGGAAGCCCCCCAUCAGUGUCAAGUUUGAGAUCCCCUACUUCACUACUUCUGGCAUCCAGGUAAGAUGCCGUCCUCACUGCAGUACCUAUUCUAUCCACCAGGUGUCUCUUGUUGCUUUUAGUAGUGGGACACUGGAAAUCAUUCUAACACAUGAUGGAGCUAUUAUAACACAUAUGAGGUCUGGCUGUUCAAGCUGAGACCUGAGGUUUGCCUGGUUUGGUGAGCCUGGUUUGCUGUUCGGGGACUGGUGCUAUUUGUAUAUGGCAUUUUGACGACAGACUGUAUGACAGGCACACUGUCAGUCAACACAGGUAGAACAACAUCCCUUCAUCAUAGCGUUUGCCUGGUGGGUCUCUGUCAAAGAUGUGGGUCUCUCUGUUACAAAGCUACACUGGAGAGCUUAGGAGUUGAUAAGUUGCACUCUUUCUGGGAAACAGCAUCAGGCAAUUGCCAAUUUUUUAAAAUAAUAAACGAUGCACACACUCACUGCUUUUAGGACUCUAAAUUGCCUUGUUUUGACCAUAAUACUGUGACAUAAUGGUCAAAAGCUUGUAGAUGGGAUGGUUAAGCGAAGAACAAUUAGGAGCACAGUACAGUGUGCAGGUCCUUGUUGUUCUGGGUCAAUGUCAUUCUCUGUGGGUCCCCUGAUAUAUUCAAUCAACCUCCAUAUCUGCCACCAGGGAAACGACAUCAUAGCCCAGAGAAUCAAAGGAAUGCCUUUUCAUUGGCUCAGAGGGAGUUCUCUCACCUCAUGUCUUUGUAUGCCCUCAGAACAGCCUAAAUUCGUCAGGGCAUGGACUCUAAAAGGUGUCAAGCAUUUCACAAGGAUGUUGGCCAAUGUUGACUCCAAUGCUUCCCACAGUUGUUGUGACAUAUUUCAGGGGAAGAAAAACAUCACCAAAUUCACUGGGAAUACUUGACAUAGGAUGAAGAAGCAAUACUCUGAGCCGCACCUCUAUACUACUUGUCAGACAUAGAUAACUGAUACUAUAUACUCGUUGCUGGGGUGUGGUGGGUCAGUGGGUUGCUUUUGACCAUUUCUUUGGAUUCCUCAUGUCUAACUCAUUGUUAGAAAAAGGUUUAGUCAAAAUCUGAUGUUAGGGUCUAUAUUUAUUGAAUAUGAUAUGAAUCCGAUAAAUUAAAAUGGCCAAUUUGGGUGCAAUCAAUUAGCUUAAUUUCUCAGUUCCAAUUCUAUUUCAACAAAAUAAUGUUGCAGUUAUGCUAAUCUUAUGUUUCUAGCAACAGAAACAAUUUCAGAACAAUCUGAGAUGGUGGGUGUCAAACCUAUUGUGCUUUUUGAGGUGGAAUGACCCAUAUCGAUGUUCUGCAAUACAUUCAAUAACAGCAUCCCACACAGAAUUGAGGCAGAGGUUUAAAUUACACUUUGCUUGAAUUUCUCUGGAAAUCAGGAAGUUUUGGCACUAAUGGGAAAUGAGGGAUUGUGUAAUGAAAUCAAGCGACAGAGAUAUUGACAGUGUUUUCCUGUUAUGUUCUAUCAGAGAACGGUCACUGAAAGGUUUCAUCAUCACUCCAAGAUGCUCUCGUUAACAUAGCCACAUGUAGGUCUACUUAACCCCAGUAAUGGCACCUUGAGGAAAGAGUUGCUUGUAAAUCGCAGCUCCUCAACACACUCAACCAGAGAUCAAUGGAGCCAUCAUCAGAGAGAUGCCACUAUUAGCUGCUGGAAGAUACUAUUUAGGGAGUUUGAUUGAGCUACUGUAUUUUGUGGCUCUGGCUGACCCCAAGGCCGCUUCGCUGGUGUUCCAGGUCCUCUUGAAUUGUGCAGUGCCUCUGUGGUAGCUCCAACGGAGCCCACCGCACCGCACGCCACCAAGGAUCUCUGCUAGCAUGGAGGGAACAUUUAGGCAGCCUGAACUUAUUACAGAGAGUAUGCCAUUUACUACUCACUACUGUGUCUGUGUGUCUGUGUGUCUGUGUGUGUGUGUGUGUGUGUGUGUGUGUGUGUGUGUGUCUGGCAGGGUUUCCGUUAGCCAGUAAUAACCGACAAAAAAAAAAAAAACAUCCAAGAAAAGCCGAUAAAUAAAAAUGGCUUCGGCCAAUUGUCCAGGAGAAGAAAACAUGCAUUUUAGCCUACUCAUUGAUUGAAAUACCUGUCAAUGUAGCGCGAGAGCUGCUGCUACAGCUCCAUCAAACAGCUUGUUAGUUGCUGCUGGUGUGAAAGAUGCUUUUAUAAGCCCAAUCAUUGCUCAACAAUUGUAAAUGCAAUCGUGUGUUCAAAAACAGUUUUGAUGGCCACGAUUAAAAAAUAGCAACUCUUUUUAUUUCUCAACUGCUAAUUGAAGCACCAUUUAAGUGCAACUAGGCAGGCUUCAGCACAUCAAACACCACUUUGCAAUGAGCUGGAGGCAGUAUGCAUUUUGAAAACCUAUAGGCCUACUUCAUUGUUUGAAACAUGAACGUUUUACUACAUAUUUUAGGUAUUUUAUUAGGAUCCCCAUUAGCUGUUGCAAAAGCAGCAGGCUGAAUCUUCCUGGGGUCCACACAAACAUGAAACAUGACAUAAUACAGAACAUUAAUAGACAAGAACAGCUCAAGACAGAACUACAAGCAUUUUUUAAAAAGGCACACGUAGCCUACAUAUCAAUACAUACACACAAACUAUCUAGGUCAAAUAGGGGAGAGGCGUUGUGCCGUGAGGUGUUGCUUUAUCUGUUUUUUGAAACCAGGUUUGCUGUUUAUUUGAGCAAUAUGAGAUGGAACGGAGUUCCAUACAAUAAUGGAUCUAUAUAAUUCUGUACUUUCUUUAAUUUGUUCUGUAUUUGGGGACUGUGAAAAGACCCCUGGUGGCAUGUCUGGUGGUGUAAGUGUGUGUGUCAGAGCUGACUAUGCAAACAAUUUGGGAUUUUCUUAUAAAAAGAAGAAGUAAUGCAGUUUCUCCUCAACUCUUAUCCAAGAGAGACUGGCAUGCAUAGUAUUUAUAUCAGCCCUAUGAUUACAAUGAAGAGCAAGACGUGCCGCUCUGUUUUGGGCCAGCUGCAGCUUAACUAGGUCUUUCCUUGCAGCACUGGACCACACGACUGGACAAUGAUCAAGAUUAGACAAAACUAGAGCCUGCAGAACUUGCUUUUUGGAGUGUGGUGUCAAAAAAGCAGAGCAUCUCUUUAUUACGGACAGACCUCUCCCCAUCUUUACAUCCAUUGAAUCUAUAUGUUUUGACCAUGAUAGUUUACAAUCUAAGGUAACGCCAAGUAAUUUAGUCUCCUCAACUUGGUCAACAGCCACACCAUUCAUUACCAGAUUCAGCUGAGGUCUAGAACUUAGGGAAUGAUUUGUACCAAAUACAAUGCUUUUCGAUUUAGAGAUGUUCAGGACCAGUUUAUUAGUGGCCACCCAUUCCAAAACAGACUGCAACUCUUUGUUAAGGGUUUCAGUGACUUCAUUAGCUGUGGUUGCUGAUGCGUAUAUGGUUGAAUCAUCAGCAUACAUGGACACACAUGCUUUGUUUAAUGCCAGUGGCAGGUCAUUGGUAAACAUAGAAAAGAGUAGAGGGCCUAGAGAGCUGCCCUGUGGUACACCACACUUGACAUGUUUGACAUUAGAGAAGCUUCCAUUAAAGAAAACCCUUUUGAGUUCUAUUAGAUAGAUAGCUCUGAAUCCACGAUAUGGCAGAGGUUGAAAAGCCAUAACACAAGUUUUUUCAACAACAGGUUAUGGUCAAUAAUAUCAAAGGCUGCACUGAAAUCUAACAGUACAGCUCCCACAAUCUUCUUAUCAAUUUAUUUCAACCAAUCAUCAGUCAUUUGUGUCAGUGCAGUACAUGUUGAGUGCCCUUCCCUAUAAGCAAUGCUUUUCUUUCAUAAUUGUUUUUUUUUAAUGCAUGAAUGCGAUGGCUCACUGUUCAUUGUUGGCAUUUCCUGCCUAAGUUUGCCCACUUUGCCAAUGAAGUAAUCAUUAAAAUAAUUGGCAACAUCAUAUGAGGCAUGUCUUACCUUGCUUCAAAGUAGCCUAGCCAAAAUCCAACCAAACGUGCAAGUAAUUAUUUUAUAAAGACUUCCAUAUGCCAUUGAAACCAGUAGCCUAUUCUCUCAUGUCCUAUUGGUUUUCAAAUGUCUUUCAUUGUCCAGUAGCCAAAGGCACAAUCCUAGUCAUAUUAGCAUCCCAUGCUAGUUGUUGCAUCUUUAUCUGCCCUCUUUCUACAUUUCUACAUAUUUUCAUCUGUCUCAUGAAACCGCUCACAUGUGUGGUGCGCUUUUGACAACAAGUGCAUUAUGGAAUGAACAUUCGCGAGUACCUACUGCCUUGUGUGCAUUGCUGUGCUUAUAAUGAGAAUAAAUAAUAUACUGAACAAAAAUAUAAACGCAACAUGUGAAGUGUUGGUCCCAUGUUUCAUGAGCUGAAAUAAAAGAUCCCCAAAAAUGUCCAUACGCACAAAAAGCUUAUCUCUCAAAUUUUGUGUACAUAUUUGUUUACAUCCCAGUUAGUGAGGAUUUCUCCUUUGCCAAGAUAAUCAAUCCACCUGUCAGGUGUGGCAUAUCAAUAAGCUGAUUAAACAGCAUGAUCAUUAUACAGGUGCACCUUGUGCUGGGGACAAUAAAAGGCUGCUCUAAAAUGUGCAGUUUUGUCACAUAACACAAUGCCACAGAUGUCUCAAGUUUUGAGGGAGCGUGCAAUUGGCAUGUCCACCAGAGUUGUUGCCAGAGAGUUGAAUGUUAAUUUCUCUACCAUAAGCUGCCUCCAACGUCAUUUCAGAGAAUUUGGCAGUAUGUCCAACCAGCCUCCCAACCGCAGACCACGUGUAACCACGCCAGCCCAGGACCUCGACAUCCGGCUUCUUCACUUGCGGAAUUGUCUGAGACCAGCCACUCGGGACAGCUGAUGAAAUACUGUAAUAAAGCCCUUUUGUAGGGAAAAACGUAUUCUGAUUGGCUGGGCCUGGCUCCCCAGUGGGUGGGCCUUAGCCCACCCAUGGCUGCGCCCCUGCCCAAUCAUGUGAAAUCUAUAGAUUAGGGUCAAAUUAAUUUAUUUCAAUUGACUGAUUUCCUUACAUAAAGUUUAAGUCAGUAAAAUUGUUGCAUGUUGCGUUUUUUAAAAUUUUUGUUCAGUAUAGUUUAUCAACAUUUUAAGCUAAAUGUUCUGAUCUGUUGUAUGAGCCUCAUUGCUUUUUAAUGUUUUUUCGAUGUAGCCUAGGCCUGCUGGUUGUAUGAAUUUGUGAUAUAUCAUCCGACAACUCCCAGAGUCUGUUUUGGAAUACGCUAUUUAUUUCUCACACAGAACGACAAGCUGAGCAAUAGAAUAGGUGAACUUUUCUACUGUGGAGGAUAGUAGAUUGACAUAGGCUUGUGAUUUUGCUGUUCAAUACUCUUGUUGUUGACUGUGGAAAAGUAAAUGUGGACCGUUAUUCUAACAUUUCAAAUUGGCAUCGGAAUUCGGUAAGAAGGACGCACACCGUUGCAUCCUCGAGAAUUAGGCCUACCCUUAUCUACAUGUGAUUUCAGUCAUUCUGAGCACCGUGGAUGGACGCCCUAAUCAGUUUACGCAUCCAAUGCAUAUGGGUCCGGUAAAUUUCUUAAAUGUCUGCGAAAUUAAAAUGCUGCCGGUCAAAUGUCCGGCACCACAUUUUCCUAACGGAAACCCUGGUGUGUGGGCGUAUGUAUGCGUGCCUCUGCGUGUGUGUGCGACUGUGCGUGCUCACUCUCUCCACGCUCCCUUGUCUCUCGGACACGACACACGGCACCAGAAAAAAAAAAAGAGGAGCCACGUCAUCAGCUCCUUAAUUAGACAGUGUGGUAUAUCAGAGCGUAUCAAAGUGGUGUUUAACCCCACCGCCAGCCUUGCCAGACGUACAGGCAGAUGCGCAUCAAGCACCCCAGCCAUAUCCCAUCUGAGGUAGAAAAGGGAAGUUUACCACCAGAGUGGUUGGACUGCUGUAGAGGUGGGGGCUGCAGUUUUUCUUUAUAGCCUGCUGAUGGUAGGGGGGGGAAACCACAUCAGGGCUCAUCUGUCCCCCUCCAGGGGAUAAUUAUAGCCAGGUUCCCCCUCCCCUCAGACACAGUGGUGUGACCCACCAGCCCCUCAGAGAUGUACUCCAUAUAGGCCUAGUCAACCACCAGAAUAGAACGCACGGCUAACUGCCAGUACUCAUGUACUAUAACAUUUACACGAAAUAUAUCAUAGUCCAUAUCAUGUUUGUACUGUGUAUGAAAAUAAAAACGUUAUUUGGCACAGACAUCAUCACAGAUAUCCUGAAAAGUAGAUAUUACGGUGUGGUACCAACUUCACGUACCCAAGAAAGCGAUCGAUGGAUGUGCCUUAGCUGUAUGUUUUGUAUGCAGAUGAUGAUUUGAUCUUAAUUUGAUGUAAAAGUUGUUCCUGUUAUAAAUAGCAAUGAUCGGACAUCUAUCAGUAGGUAGUAGAGCUGUCAUGUAGGCCUAGUUGUUUCAAAGAAGAACUUCAAAAACAAGUUAUUUAUUGGACCAUGGUUGACAGAUUCAGUGCCUUUCAGCUUGAGCAUUAAUUGAAGCUCUUUCCUCAUGCUGGUCAAAUCAAAGAGCUGUUGAAAUGGUAAAUGAUCUAACAGAUAGCCUGGAGAAACCGCUUAUAAAUAACUACUGUCUCUGUUUUCACAUUCUGAACCAUCUCAGAGAAAUCCUUGAAGACUGAGGACACAUUCAUCCCCAAGCUAAAUAUGCUAUAUUUCAAGUGGGUGUCCUUGAAAUAUGGCAUAUUUAGCUUGGUCCAAAUGUGUCUGAAACUUUGGACUGAAUGUGUGAAAAAUGUUGCCAAAUCGUGCCUGCUUUGGUCUUACUGUAGUUUAUAACAACAAACAUCUAAAUUUGUAAGGCACCAGACAACUUAGACAUAGAGUAUAGUAGGCUACACCUCGAUUUAGCUGCUUUUUAUUACAGAAUCACAUCAGCCAACCUUGUUACUGUCUGUGACUAACUGGUAGUGUAGGAAUAAGAAGCUACCAAUUUCACCACAGGCCGUGUAGAGUUGUAGACAGGUCAACUAAUGUUGGAGACUUCCGAAGGAGAAUAAGGCUUUGUCCUUGUUUCACCCGGUGGGUACUAUUCCUGUAUCUCUGGCUAUUUCUCACUAUGACUCUUGUUAACUAAAACUUUAGAAACUAUGAAAUAUUAGUUAAGUUCAACUUUGAAUAGGCUCAGUUAGCGUAUCACAUUUAGGCAAGAUGAGACUAAAGGUUAGCGUGAUUCUUGUUGAGAAAAGUAUGAAUGUAUCAAUAUAGGCCAGAGGUUUUGGAAAUGUUCUACAAAUACGUCAUUCAUAAUCUUUAUUGCUGUGUAGGUCUAUGUAUGAGGUGGUAGCACAAUUGAGGUUAGUUAGGGACACUGUCAAAGUGAUAACCACCAGGCCUUUCUGAUUCGGCCUUGUAGGCUUGCUUUAACCUGCUAGCGCUCCUGUUCUGCCAAUGACAACCACUGGACCUGACUGAUGUUAGCUUUGACAUGCCAGCACUGAGAUCCUCCUGUUCUCACAAUGAGAAGAGCCUCCACUGUCUAGACUGCAGACGCACACACGGAGGCACUCACACACACACACCGCUCUGAGACAGUUCAGAUAGUCCUCCCACAUGCAUAUAGACCUAUUCAUUUCGCAUUGUAUAUCGGUCGUGUGAUCUGCCUCGAACACCCUUUUAGAUCUUAAAUUACACAUGGAAUUGGCGUUGUGCGCAAAUGGGAGGAGAUUUACAGCUCACAGUCCAAAUACAGCACUAGUCUGACAUGGAUAAUGUCAAGUCAGCAGACAGAUUUACCUCGGUGGAGUAAAUUAUGUGUUUGUAUCCUACUAGGUUACCUUUGCACCAGUAUGUGGGAUUACAGCCUUUUCAUAGAGGAAUGCAGCAGCUCCCUCUCUAGCUGUUCUGGUAUUUUGGGGUAUUUUAUUAGGAUCCCCGUUAGCUGUUGCAAAAGCAGCAGCUACUCUUCCUGGGGUCCACACAAAACAUGACGUAAUACCGAACAUUAAUAGUCAAGAACAGCUCAAGGACAGAACUACAUCAAUUGUUUCUUUGUUGCCUGUUAUGAGACAAAUGAACCUUGUGUGUCUUGGAGGCAGGUUGCAUCCUAGUACUAGCAGUGUUCACACCUUUCUGAGAGGAAGAUAAAAUAUUUGUUUUGGGCGGCCGACUGCACGCCUGUUGCAUCUUCAUCAGGACCCCCAGACAGAUCAGACCUAGAUGUGCUCGUUGAGGAGCCUAUAAGGGCCGGUGAUGUCCUGUAAGUAGCUUGGGUUUCUUCGUUACGGCCCAGUUAUGAUUGAUGGUACCCUUGGUGUAAAGUGUUUCACUCCCUAAUGCAAAAACUAUUAUCUUCCCCAUAUGGUGUUGAUAAAAAGCUCAGAAUUUAUGUGAAGACAGCUGGGCUGCGGUGUGGUGUGCUGAGGCCAUUUACACAUUGUCAAAUCUGCCUGUCAGUGUAAUUCUCUGGGCCAUUAUUGCAAGUGUUUUAUCUUGGGGAAGAUUUAAGACCUAAUCCCCCCCACUCUCUUUCUGAUAGAAUCUCUGAAUGCCUCAAGGUGCUCCUCGUUUCAAUGAGAGCCCGGCCAUGAAACAAUGGGGAACUGUUUUAUGAUGGGGGAAUAUGAAGCUCAAUUCAAUGAUAAGACCACCACGAAGAUAAGCAUAUUAAAGGGAUACUUCUGGUUUUUGACAAUAAAGCCCUUUAUCUACUUCCCCAGAGUCCGAUGAACUCAUGGAUGGCAUUUGUAUGUCUUUGCAUCCAGUAUGAAGGAAGUUGGAGGUAGUUUUGCGAGACAAUGCCAACUAGCUUUAGCGCAAUGACUGAAAAUCUAUGGUAUCUUCCUUCAAACUGCACGCAGAGACAUAAAAAUGGUGUCCACAAGGUCAUCUGACUCUGGGGAAGUGGAUAAAAGUCUUAAUUGGAACAGUUAGCCCACUCCACCCCGCCCCCAUGGUAUGGCUCGAUUUGGUAAAUUCUUUAUGUAAUAUUAUGCAAUAUUUGUGCCCUUGGUAGAUCUUAUUCAAUAGGUUGUAGUUUGACAAGAAGGGCAAGUGAAGAAUUGAUGAAAGUUCACAUAGGAUUGGGAAGUGCCAGUUCCCCACUUUGUAUUAAUAAUGAAAAGUUUCUUAACCACUUCUUCAUACCAGCUUGUUUCUCGAAUGUGAGAAAAGUUCUCAUCUGUAGACAUUGACUUGUGUUGCAGCCAGGGCGUAUUUGACCUUUAUGGUUGUUGCCUGAAACGUGGCAUUGUUAAAGUUAGUAUUUAAGUGAAUAUAAAAAUAAAAUCACCCUGGUAAAAACAAUGCAGUAUCAUAUACAGUACACCCGAUUUUGUUAUAUUCAUUAUAGUGUACUUUACAUUGAAAACAGAUUCUGCAAACAGGCUCAUAAUGUGAGUUCGACCCCCCCCUCCUCACUUGAAUCACUGUUUGCUCUCAGUGUGAUGAAAGACAUUGUUUUGUGAUAACGUUUGCUCACUCUUGUUUUUAGGUGCGCUACCUGAAGAUCAUUGAGAAGAGUGGCUACCAGGCUCUGCCAUGGGUUCGAUACAUCACACAGAACGGGGGUAAGGCUGAAUAA
Coregonus sp. 'balchen' is the source of this 25021-nucleotide messenger RNA. Lineage: Eukaryota; Metazoa; Chordata; Actinopteri; Salmoniformes; Salmonidae. The record is from the annotation of a GenBank genome assembly.